This is a messenger RNA of Camellia sinensis, 722 nucleotides long. RefSeq names its product kxDL motif protein. The record is from RefSeq and is a predicted model, not a curated record. Gene Ontology annotation, cellular component: BORC complex. NCBI's taxonomy places the organism in Eukaryota, Viridiplantae, Streptophyta, Magnoliopsida, Ericales, Theaceae. Gene Ontology annotation, biological process: lysosome localization.
UACUGACCCAAUCUCUCCCCCUCUCUCUCUCUCUCUCUCUCAGACUCAUCAGAGAUGGAUCAAUCGGAGAAAGAAUCGAUCGAAUCGGCUUCCGAAGAGGUGUCCCGUGAAUUCAAAACCCUAAUCAAUGCCGAGGAUUUGGAUUCUCUCAAACAAUUGCAGCACCUCAUAUUGGGAAGGUUGCAGGACAGUAAUGCAGUCCUUUCACAUUUUAAUGAGUACUCAGAGCAUUGCUUUGCAGAGGUUUCCACUGAUUUCUCUAGAAAUGCACGUCUCUUAAGGUCUAUGAAGUCAGACCUUGAUUACAUAUUUCAAAAGCUGAGGAGCCUGAAGGCAAAGCUUUUGGCUACAUACCCGGAUGCAUUUCUUGAUGAUUCAUCAAUAGAAGCACUUGAUCGGAGACCAGACCUCGAAAUGCCCCAGUGACACUGGUACCUACAUCUCAUUUAUGUGUAAUUCAAGCAAAAUCUCAUCAGAAGUCAUUUCCAGUUGAUUGUGUUUACUUCUCCCACUUAUUUCCUCCUUUCCUUUUUCCUGUGGAAAGUUGCUAGUGAAAAAUUUGCCUCCAGAGCUUGGGAUGUUUUUGGAUAAUGUAUGCACAAGUUAACAGAUCUUUCAAACUUCUUUUUAUUAACUGAUGUGUCAUAUAAUAAUAAAAUUUAAAAAAUUGAAACAAGAUCUACUUUGAUGAUAUGAUAGCUGCCACAUCAGCAAGUAAAAAA